Molecule: messenger RNA, 759 nt
Organism: Liolophura sinensis
Lineage: Eukaryota; Metazoa; Mollusca; Polyplacophora; Chitonida; Chitonidae
Product: shematrin-like protein 1
Exons: 1
Coding region: 1-759 (252 amino acids)
Source: RefSeq, a predicted model, not a curated record
AUGGCACAGUAUGAACUCAUCGAAUUAAUGCCACAGUAUGAACUCAUCGACGUAAUGCCACAGUAUGAACUCAUCGACUUAAUGGCACAGUAUGAACUCAUCGACGUAAUGCCACAGUAUGAACUCAUCGACUUAAUGCCACAGUAUGAACUCAUCGACUUAAUGGCACAGUAUGAACUCAUCGACGUAAUGGCACAGUAUGAACUCAUCGACUUAAUGGCACAGUAUGAACUCAUCGACGUAAUGCCACAGUAUGAACUCAUCGACUUAAUGCCACAGUAUGAACUCAUCGACGUAAUGCCACAGUAUGAACUCAUCGACUUAAUGCCACAGUAUGAACUCAUCGACGUAAUGCCACAGUAUGAACUCAUCGACUUAAUGGCACAGUAUGAACUCAUCGACGUAAUGCCACAGUAUGAACUCAUCGACUUAAUGCCACAGUAUGAACUCAUCGACUUAAUGGCACAGUAUGAACUCAUCGACGUAAUGGCACAGUAUGAACUCAUCGACUUAAUGGCACAGUAUGAACUCAUCGACGUAAUGCCACAGUAUGAACUCAUCGACUUAAUGCCACAGUAUGAACUCAUCGACGUAAUGCCACAGUAUGAACUCAUCGACUUAAUGGCACAGUAUGAACUCAUCGACGUAAUGGCACAGUAUAAACUUAUCGAAGUCCAGAAAGAAUUUGUUCUCACUCCUCUAAUGCUGACCCAACAAGGGCUAUUAAUUGCAGUUGGCGUCUGGCUAGAGAUAGGGUGA